UGGAAGAUAGGGAAGUCAUUCACAUUGUUGAUGGAAUAUAAGCCAUUUUUCCUUGAAUUUAUUUUGUUUUUAUGCUAGAGAAGAUUUGCAAGCUGGACACCACCUGUUCAUUAUCACACGUUUCAAUCUUGGGAGAGAAAGGUCUGUUUAUCAUUUCUGCAAAGAAAAUAAUUUAGUGCCAGAGGAUGUGGCAGUUGCUGUAUGGCUGGUUUCAGAUGAGGUCCCAGAGAGCGCCUUUGUGAACUUUAUUUGUUUUUGGAUUCUUUUUUUUUUUUUAAAGGAUUAAACUGUGAGGCCCAGUCACCUCUAAUGAGGUCUGCCCUUUCACUGUGCUCAGAGACCCCACAUGCAGCGGCAUGGAGAACCGGUGCUGCAAACACCCUCAACAACCCAAUGCCCAGGCCCAAGAGGCCUCACCCGGGUCACUGUCCUCCAUGCCUGAGUCCACUUUACUGUCUGGAGCUUCCUCCCUCAUCUCCCUUACCCAGACUGAGGAGUUUUUUGACCUGAUAGCCAGUUCCCAGAGCCGCAGACUGGAUGACCAGAGAGCCAGUAUAGGGGAUCGCCUGGGCAUCAGAAUAGCACAGAACAAUUUGGGACAGUUGUGUGAAGCAUGUAGUCCACAGGAACCUAGUGAUGAGUUCUUCAACAUGCUAAUAAAAUAUCAGUCCUCCAGAAUCAAUGCUCAGAGAUGCUCUUUGCCUCCAGCACCAGACCCAGAUGAAGACUUCUUUAGCCUAAUUCAGAGAGUGCAAUCCAAACGGAUGGAUGAACAACGGGUUUCUUUUCACUCUGAUAAAAAGGAUGAAACAGACUUAAAUCACAAGUCCAAAACCUUUGAGGACUCAGGCUAGAGACUGCUCAUUCUGAUGUGACCUCCACAAAGUGCUUCAGAAAUCCCCAACAGGACUCUCUGGCUGCUCAUUUUAGGAGAUCUUCAGAGGUUUGGGCUAGGGGGUAGUAAUUUAGGACACUAGCAAAAUUAUUUCAUGUUGAUUUAUUUCAUAUUUUUGCAGUCAAAUUACACAGAGGUGAUCGUAAAACCUGAUGUCAUUCAGAGGGAAUGGAAACUCACCUGUUUGCUGGAGCAUAUUUGUUCCAAUAAUUGUUAUUUUACAAAGGUGGUUGUGCAGAUUUCAAGGAAAACAACACCAUGGAAAAUUAUUAACAUACUGAGGCCUUUGAAAGGUAAUAGUACUAACUGCUGUCACACAACACGAUAUAGAUCGGUGUGACAAACAACUGUUCUGCAUAAUUUAGAAGCAAGUGGAAAGUAUGUUUCAGCACCCUGAAUAUGAAUUUGCUGAUUCCCAGCAGAUAGAAGCAAAUGCAUUUGACAUGACACUGGAUUUCCAUGGCUGGGAUCAGUUCAUCUAGUUCUGCUGAUAAGUAAUAUGAACUAAAUACUAAUAGUAACAGAUUCCCAUAAAGAUGUAAAGUUUAAUCCAUCUGUAGCAUUAAAAUUGUGAAUAUAUAUAUAUAUAUAUAUAUAUAUUGUCUGUGAAAAGUGGAUAAAGUCAU
Molecule: messenger RNA, 1521 nt
Organism: Myxocyprinus asiaticus (Chinese sucker)
Lineage: Eukaryota; Metazoa; Chordata; Actinopteri; Cypriniformes; Catostomidae
Product: G-protein-signaling modulator 1-like
Exons: 3
Coding region: 357-854 (165 amino acids)
Molecular function (GO): protein binding; GTPase regulator activity
Source: RefSeq, a predicted model, not a curated record